AUGUCUAACAAGAUUUGGAUAAAACUAUCUGAUGUGGAAUUUUUCGAAAAGCUAAGAAAGAGUAAGUACUCGGUGCAAAGGAUGUAUGUCAUAAAGGUAUAUUAUGGUAAAGACCCGUCUGAGUUCGAUCCCUCUAACCGUAAGAUCAAUCUCUCUAUUUCCAAGUCCACUGUAUACCGUGGAAUGAACUCCAAAGGCUCGUGGAAGAGGAGGCCCGCUGCUUGGCCAGAUCUUCACCUGUUUGAUGAAGACAGCCGCCCGCCCAAUGCCAUUUUUAUCGAAUAUGUCCCAAACCUGCAGCCAAUAGACCUGUCUGACUUCUCAGAAAGACGCCUGGCUAAAGUCCGCAAGAUUCUCGAAGAUAUCCACCCGGCAAACUCCCGCAAUAUGACGGCUUCGUUGGAGGACUACGAAAGGAUACUCUGGAUCGAUUUUAAUCCUGCGCUAAUAGUUUCAGAGCAUGAUCUUUCAUCCCGGCAAGAGAGAUGGAUUGCAGAUGAGGUGGAGAUGAUAGACUAUUGA
Molecule: messenger RNA, 522 nt
Organism: Aspergillus brunneoviolaceus CBS 621.78
Lineage: Eukaryota; Fungi; Ascomycota; Eurotiomycetes; Eurotiales; Aspergillaceae
Exons: 5
Coding region: 1-522 (173 amino acids)
Source: RefSeq, a predicted model, not a curated record